This is a messenger RNA of Eucalyptus grandis, 1731 nucleotides long. RefSeq lists its product as uncharacterized. The transcript has a single exon. The record is from RefSeq and is a predicted model, not a curated record. The coding region runs from base 1 to 1731 and encodes 576 amino acids. NCBI's taxonomy places the organism in Eukaryota, Viridiplantae, Streptophyta, Magnoliopsida, Myrtales, Myrtaceae.
AUGGACAUUACGCCUUCUCGAGGAGACUUGGAGAGGAUGAAAAAGAAAAGAAGCGAGUCAUUUAAAGAAUAUGCUGUGAGAUGGAGAAACCCGGCGGCCCAAAUUACUCCUAAGCCUACCAACAAGGAAUUGAUGAAGUUGUUUGUGGAGAGCCUUCCAUCUGAGUUUCGUAAUCGAAUGGCCAGUACGUAUGUCGAGAGCUUCAAUCAGCUUAUUCCUAUAGGAGAACAGAUCGAGAUGGGGAUAAGAGAAGGAUGGUUUUCUAAGCCAUCUACUAAAAGGUUCUCUGCCAAGAAGGAGAAGGAAACGGCCGUGGAUGUGAACGUGGCUUAUAGCCAAGAAAAUGCCAAACGUGCCCCGGCUAUACAGGUAAACCCAAGACAGCAACAACCCACUGGCCGUCAAUCAUUCGCCCAAGCGAAUAAUAUAAGGCAGUUCUCCCCUCUCCCUGGGUCUCCAUCCCAAGUGUUGACAAUCCUAAAAAAGAAGGGUUUGCUUACUAGUGAACCAAAGUGCCCUAACCGUGAAGGCAUUUGUGGUUAUGACCCGACGAAGAAUUGUGACUACCAUAACGGUGAACUUGGGCAUUCAACUGAUGAGUGUUUCACCCUCAAGCACAAGAUCCAGAAUCUCCUGGAUACAAAGGUCUUUGCAUUUCGGAUUGCUCGGCCAAACGUUCAAAAGAAUCCGCUACCAGAGCAUGAGGGUACAGUGAAUGCUAUCCUGGAACCUGAAGUCGGACGGAUCAGGAACUCAAAGGUGCAUGUGGUAAAUGCCUACAACGGGCUAGUGAGAGCUGGGUAUUACCGAGGUCAGGAAGAUGUCCAUCUAUCGGUGAUGAGAGAAAGAGUUGCCAAAAUGGUGGAUGAUGGCAUCAUUGUGUAUGUUGAUCGUAACUACAUAGUUUCUACUAUCUCCCACCUCAUCAUCCAUUGGGAAGAGGAGCAGGCUGCACUUAAUGUUGACAAAAAAGAGGUUGAUCCUUCGCUUGUAGACAUGCCCCCAUUAGAGGAUGCAUCUGACGAAGAGAUAGUGAUAGAGGUGCCUCAGCCGUAUGAGUAUGUCAAUGAUAAGGCAGUGCCUUGGUCCUAUGACCUAGAUGUGGACCUUGUUACAAGGUCUGAUCGGGCCUAUGGUCAAGCCAGUGCUCAACCUGCAAAGCUGGUCACCGAUGAAGAGGCUAAGGAGUUUCUGGCUGUAAUCAAAGCAAGCGAGUAUAACGUGGUUGACCAACUACGAAAGAUGCCUGCUCAGAUCUCCUUACUCGAGCUCUUGAUGACUUCCCUCGUGCAUCAAAAGUCACUAAUGAAGGCGUUGAGUGAAAUUCGUGUGCCAGAGAUCGUGGAUGCAGACAAGUUGGAAGAAUUCGUGGGAUCAGUCCUUCUCAAGGAUUUGAUUGCCUUCUCUGAUGAGGAAUUCCCUCUCGAAGAUAGGGGACAUAACAAAGCACUCUACAUAUCCGUUAAGUACAAGUCUUCUCAUAUGUCCCGAGUGCUCAUCGAUAAUGGGUCCGCUCUGAACAUUUGUCCAUUGGCCACUCUUCACUGCUUUAAGGUAGACCUGUCAAGGAUACAUGCCGCGAAGACUUUGGUGCGAGCUUUCGAUGGAACAAAAAAGGUGAUGAUUGGGAAAAUCCAUCUCGAUGUCCAAAUAGGGCCGGUCGUCUUCAACAUUCCCUUCCAAGUGCUGGACAUCCCUACUACAUUCAAUUUCCUGCUAGGUCGUCCCUAG